Closterium sp. Yama58-4 is the source of this 816-nucleotide messenger RNA. NCBI's taxonomy places the organism in Eukaryota, Viridiplantae, Streptophyta, Zygnematophyceae, Desmidiales, Closteriaceae. The record is from the annotation of a GenBank genome assembly.
AUGUGUCGUGAGGUGUUCUUUUUCUCAAGGUGUCGUGAGGUGCUUUUUUUCUCAAGGUGUCGUGAGGCGUUCUUUUUCUCAAGGUGUCGUGAGGUGUUCGUUUUCUCAAGGUUUCAUGAAGUGUUCUUUUUCUCAAGGUGUCAUGAUGUGUUAUUUUUCUCAAGGUGUCAUCAAGUGUUCUUUUUCUCAAGGUGUCAUCAGGUGUUCUAUUUCUCAAGGUAUCAUGAGGUGUUCUUUUUCUCAAGGAGUCAUGAGGUGUUCUCUUUCUCAAGGUGUCAUGAGGUGUUCUUUUUCUCAAGGAGUCAUGAGGCGUUCUCUUUCUCAAGGUGUCAUGAGGUGUUCUUUUCCUCAAGGAGUCAUGAAGUGUUCUCUUUCUCAAGGUGUCAUGAGGUGUUCUUUUUCUCAAGGAGUCAUGAGGCGUUCUCUUUCUCAAGGUGUCAUGAGGUGUUCUUUUCCUCAAGGAGUCAUGAGGCGUUCUCUUUCUCAAGGUGUCCUGAGGCGUUCUCUUUCUCAAGGUGUCAUGAGGUGUUCUUUUCCUCAAGGAGUCAUGAGGCGUUCUCUUUCUCAAGGUGUCCUGAGGUGUUCUCUUUCUCAAGGUGUCAUGAGGUGUUCUCUUUCUCAAGGUGUCAUGAGGUGUUCUCUUUCUCAAGGUGUCAUGAGGUGUUCUCUUUCUCAAGGUGUCCUGAGGUGUUCUCUUUCUCAAGGUGUCAUGAGGUGGAUGGAUGCAUCAUGCACGAGAAUGAGCAAAGACAACACCUCAUGGUGAGAAAGAAGGCUCACCUGACCCACAAACACAACCACGAGGCGUUGCUGUAG